GGACCUUGGGAACCCGGGGAUUCGAACAUGUCGCGGCCGAAGGGAGUGGCCGGGCGGGAUCCCCGGGCGGGCUUCCGAGCCGAGAGGGCAGACGGCGGGGGUCCCGUGCCCCAGGGACUGUUGAAGGCGGCGAGGAAGAGCGGCCAGUUGAAUCUGUCGGGCCGGAACCUCGGCGAAGUUCCCCCAUGUGUCUGGAGAAUCAACUUGGAUGUCCCCGAGGAGGCAAAGCAGAACCUGUCCUUCAGCGCUGCCGAGCGGUGGUGGGAGCAGACGGACCUGACCAAACUCAUCCUCUCCAACAACAAGCUCCAGGCACUCACAGACGAUGUGCGGCUGCUGCCCGCGCUGACCGUCCUCGAUAUACAUGAUAAUCAGCUGACAACCCUUCCUUCUGCUAUAAGAGAGUUAGAAAAUCUUCAGAAACUUAAUGUCAGCCAUAAUAAAUUGAAAGUACUUCCCGAAGAAAUUACGAUUCUGAGAAACCUGAAGGGCCUGUAUCUCCAGCAUAAUGAACUAACUUGCCUACCAGAGGGGUUUGACCAGCUGCACAGUUUAGAAGAUCUAGAUCUCUCGGACAAUCGUCUUAUAGCUGUUCCUGCUAGUUUCUCUUCUCUGUGCAGUCUAGUGCGACUCAAUCUUUCCAGCAAUCAGCUGAAGACCUUGCCUGCGGAAAUAAGCAGAAUGAAAAAAUUAAAGCAUUUGGAUUGUAAUUCAAAUCUCUUGGAAACAAUACCUCCUGAAUUGGCUAGUAUGGAGUCACUAGAAUUGCUUUAUUUGCGGAGGAAUAAACUACGGUUUCUGCCAGAAUUUCCUUCUUGUAAGCUCUUAAAGGAGCUUCAUGUGGGUGAAAACCAGAUUGAAACGUUAGGGCCAGAGCAUCUUAAACACCUGAGCUCUAUCCUGGUGCUAGACCUGCGGGAUAACAAGUUAAAGUCUCUUCCGGAUGAAAUUGCCCUCCUGCAGUCGUUGGAGAGACUGGACUUAAGCAACAAUGAUAUUAGUGGUCUGCCCUACACAUUGGGAAAUCUUCAUUUGAAAUUCUUGGCACUAGAAGGAAAUCCUCUGAGAACCAUUCGAAGAGAAAUUAUAAAUAAGGGAACCCAAGAAGUUCUAAAAUAUCUGCGGAGCAAGAUCAUAGAUGACGGGCCUCGCCAAAGUGACUCUGGUACAGACACAGCCAUGACGCUCCCCAGUGAGUCCAGAGUCAAUGUCCACGCCAUUGUCACAUUAAAACUAUUAGACUACAGUGAUAAACAAGCAACUUCGAUUCCUGAUGAGGUAUUUGAUGCAGUGAAAAGCAAUGUUAUCACUUCCGUGAACUUCAGUAAGAAUCAGCUUUGUGACAUUCCCAAGAGGAUUGUAGAACUGAAGGAAACUGUUUCCGAUGUCAAUCUCAGUUUUAAUAAGCUUUCCCUUGUGCCCUCGGAGUUGUGUAUGCUUCAGAAACUGACUUUUUUAGAUCUCAGGAAUAAUAUUUUAAGUUCGUUGCCUGAAGAAAUGGACACGUUGAUAAGAUUACAAACAAUCAAUCUUUCUUUUAAUAGGUUUAAAAUACUACCGGACGUUCUGUAUCGCAUCCCUGCACUGGAAACAAUUUUGAUCAGUAAUAAUCAGGUUGGAUCUAUAGACCCUCAAAAGCUGAAGGCAAUGGAAAAUCUGAUUACUUUGGACCUUCAGAACAAUGACCUCCUGCAAAUCCCACCAGAGCUUGGCAACUGUGUGAACUUAAGAACAUUGCUCCUGGAUGGAAACCCGUUCCGCGUUCCCCGGGCGGCCGUGUUGAUGAAGGGAACCGCCGCGGUGCUGGAGUAUCUGCGAGACCGGAUCCCGACCUAGCGGGCCAGCGCCUGGGCAACACCUGGGGCUGGUUCGUUCUGGGAGUCACCUGGCUCGUGUUCAUUCUUCACCUUCGUACCUUUCCCUAAGUGUAUGUUUACAGUGUGCAGACGGUGUAGACUGUUCGGGUGUCUGUUCAAAUCCUGGCACACGAUCCACUCACCUCUCUCUCCUUCCCACGUUACACAGCAGUUUCCUCCACAGCCAAUUUGUAACUAAUGUCAGUUCAUAUUUUUAUGACGACAGCGCCUUUUUUGGAAAUGGUUUUUCCUCCACAUCUGUCUGUGUUACGUCGAAUGUGAUCAGUUGACUUGAAUAUGACCAUCCAUUUUGCCUUUUCAUUACUUAUAAAUUUGACUUGAAAUGUAUUCAGUACUGUACUGUGACGCUCAGACAAUGAGACUUUGGGCUGGAGAGAUACAGUGGGUUAGGCCCCGCCUCACCUCUUGCCAGGCGGGUUCCGUCCCCAGCACUGCGUGUGGCUCCCUGAGGACAGACUUCAGUGUCAGCCCUGAGAACAGCAGGAUCUAGCCCAGCAUAAAUGAAUUAAUAAAUAAAAUAAAAAAUAAGACUUUGUUUUAUCCACGAAAAUACUUUCUUUUUUUGGAGGGGGGGUUUGGCUUUUUGGGUCACACCUGGCGAUGGAUGCUCAGGGGUUACUCUUGGCUUUGCACUCAGGAAUUACUCCUGGCGGUGCUCGGUGGGCCAUAUGGGAUGCUGGGAAUCGAACCUGGGUCAGCUGCGGCGUGCAAGGCAAAUGCCCUACCCGCUGUGCUACCACUCCAGCCCCAAGAACUUUCUUAUUAUGGUUAGCCUCAGUGUAUGUUUUUAGUUAACGUUCCCUGCCUCCUUCUUAUUUUAAUUUAGUUGAAACAUAUCUAGCCUUUCCAUCAUGUCGUAUGAAAUAAUUUUAUUAUAGUUUCUGAUACCACAAAAACGCUUCACAGAAAACAGUUGAUGAAAACAAUAAAGUGUUGAAUGCUUA
This is a messenger RNA of Sorex fumeus (smoky shrew), 2821 nucleotides long. RefSeq names its product leucine rich repeat containing 40 (gene LRRC40). The record is from RefSeq and is a predicted model, not a curated record. The transcript has 15 exons. Gene Ontology annotation, molecular function: protein binding. The coding region runs from base 28 to 1836 and encodes 602 amino acids. Lineage: Eukaryota; Metazoa; Chordata; Mammalia; Eulipotyphla; Soricidae.